Aspergillus calidoustus is the source of this 1206-nucleotide messenger RNA. The record is from the annotation of a GenBank genome assembly. Lineage: Eukaryota; Fungi; Ascomycota; Eurotiomycetes; Eurotiales; Aspergillaceae.
AUGUCAUCAGUGGCUGAACGAAUCGGUGUUUCAAAAGCUGAACUUUUGGACCCGACCUCAUCAGAUGCUGCUGUCAAGCAGGCUCAUGCCGAAACACACGUAAUUCAAGAGACAAAAGCUUACUUCAAAGCAAAUGGCGUCAAUCUUGAUGCGUUCAAGCAACGGGAGCGCGGGAACACAGCGAUUUUGAUCAAGAACUUUUCGUAUGGCACGAAAGCCGACGAUCUCAGCAAACUACUUGAACCUUUCGGACAGCCUUCUCGGCUAUUGAUGCCUCCCAGCGGUACGAUAGCUAUCGCAGAGUUUGCACGACCGGACGAAGCGCAGAAAGCCUUCAAAGGCCUGGCUUAUCGCAAACUCGGAGACUCCAUUCUCUUCCUAGAGAAGGCGCCGAAAGACCUGUUUGACGCCAACGUUUCCCCACAAAAGCCGCUCCCAGAAGCCAAGGCUGUCUCGCAAGGGUUCUCAACAGCGGAUACAUUUGCAGCUGAUGAGCAAGCCGAGGAAAACAUUGUCACCGCGACGCUGUUUGUCAAGAAUCUCAACUUUUCUACAACUAAUCAGUCUUUGGUCGAAGCAUUCCGGCCGCUGGAUGGCUUCAUCUCUGCUAGAAUCAAGACAAAACCUGACCCUAAGAACCCAGGCCAAACCCUCAGCAUGGGCUUCGGCUUUGUCGAUUUCAAGUCGAACGCUCAGGCCCAGGCUGCCUUGGCUGUCAUGAAUGGCUAUACCCUCGAUCGACACUCACUGGUUGUAAGAGCAUCCCAUAAAGGUAUGGAUGCAGCGGAGGAACGGAGACGGGAAGACACAGCAAAGAAGAUUGCUGCACGAAGGACCAAGAUCAUCAUCAAGAACUUGCCAUUCCAGGCUACGAAGAAGGAUAUCAGGUCACUAUUCGGGGCAUAUGGCCAGCUACGCUCUGUGCGUGUUCCUCAGAAGUUUGACAGGUCUGCUCGUGGGUUCGGUUUUGCCGAUUUUGUAAGCGCUCGCGAAGCGGAGAAUGCCAUGGACGCGCUGAAGAACACGCAUUUGCUUGGCCGAAGAUUAGUCUUGGAAUUCGCCAACGAGGAGGCGAUCGAUGCUGAAGACGAGAUCAAGAGGAUCGAGAAGAAGGUAGGGGAGCAGCUGGACAGGGUCAAGCUCCAGAAGCUCACGGGAGCCGGGCGGAAGAAAUUCACCGUAGGGGCCCAGGACGAAGAAAGCUAG